AGAGCAGUUAGUAAUUGUUGGCUGUUUGUUUGGGGUAUCGAUUACAGAAUAGUAAUCCUUUAGUUCAUUCAAUGGGUUGACAUUGAGCCCAGGGUUUUCAUUUUAAGUGUGGUUAGUACGUUACGCAUUUAGCCUUUUGUGGUGGAGGGUGGGUACGGAAUGAGGAGUGGAUCAAUUGGUUGACUAAGUAAUAAACGCAGUGUGGAAUUCAAUUAGAAUUAACAGCCAACUACCGACUAGAAUAGAACUUGUAGUAUUUUAUGGGCAGAUACUUUAUGGGAUUUUAGUAGUUCAACAAGUUGUCGAGUUUAACGUGGAGUGGUGGAGUCAAGAUGAUGAUGACGGCUAUUUGUUAUUGUGACCAAUUAAAUAUUCCGAUUUAAAGUAUUUGACAGCCAGCUGGAUAGUAAUAAAUGAGGACAAGUCGAUAUUAUAAGAAUGUGGAUAGAGGUUGUUAGAUUUGAUAUUAAAAAAUUCGACCAGAAUCAAAACCCUUGUACAAUUAUCCACCGUCCCUUCUUUCAUAAUUAACGUCUACAUAAAAUUAACAAAAGCACGAUGAGUCUCGAAGACCAAACCACCCUUGAAAAUAGCCAAAAAACGGACCAUAGCCGUGUCCAACAAGAAGAACAUGGACACGGUCACGCCACAACCACCAGCAGUACAAGUAGCAGUGAUAACACGGUCACCUCAAUUUCUGUGGAACAAGGAGAAUCGACAUACCGUAUUACUAGCCCCCAAGAAUCCCCCCUCCGUCCAGUCACCUCGCACUCUCCGCUGACCAGCACGCCGCUCCUUCUCACCAACACUACUAGUAGCAAUUUUAAGACGCAAUCAUCAUCUUCUUCACACGAAGCAGAAAAUUCGAAAAUAGUUUCUCAAAAUAAUCAUUACAAUUCUUCGACGGACGAAAGAUCUUCCUCCUCCGCCAUAAAUACGGUUGAAGUCCUCCCCUCGUCAACGUCAACAACGCAGAUCCAUCACCAGAGUCAGAAUAGUGUCCAAGAAUCUACAAAAAUAGCAUCGACGUCGUCAUCAUCGUCCAACAAUGUCGACCAUAGCGCAAUCACAAUAAUUCAAGUCCAGUCCAACAAUUCUCAAAGGAUCCAAGAUUCUACCAGCACACAAGAGACCACCGUCGUCAAGAGGACUUCUUCUCACAUGCAAGAGACCGACUUGGACAUUGACGUUGACGGGCUGGCCAUCACCCGAAUCAGAGUGACUGGCGAAAAGUCUCCCUCUCCAGAAAACGAUGUGGUCAAAGUGACAGUGCUAAAUGGUUCUAGUAGUCACGCUAUUAUUGACGACGGUGAUGGACAAAUUACUCCAACUAAUGGCGAGGAUGCUGACGAUGGGAGAUGUUCCAUCAGAUUUGAUAACAAUCUCGGCGUCGGAGUGGGCGGCCUGGUGGGUUCGCAACCGUCCGAUUUAAAUGAUACCGUGAGUGAAAUGAGCAGUGUGGUCAAUAACCCGUCAGUCAUCUCGCAACUUCCCGACCGGUACGGAUUCAUGGGUGGAGAGCAGUUUACACAUGAAAGUGAACCGGAUCCAUCCCCCGAAAUAGUCAGACGUCGUGAAAUGAAAUGGCUUCACAUGAUUGACAAAUGGGAUCACUUUAUGCGUAAGGAUUUCAAAACGGUUCGAAGUCGGUGUCGCAAGGGGAUUCCUCGCUCAGUUCGUGGUCGUGCGUGGUACUAUCUCUGUGGGGCUGCAUUCGUCAAGAAAAAGGACCCCGACCUUUUCUUCAAGUUGUUGCAACAAGAGGGUAGAACCAGCGAUAUUGAGGACAUUAAGAAAGAUCUUCACCGACAGUUUCCGUGGCAUGAGAUUUUUGCAGAGGAGGGACAUGGGAAAAAAGAUCUCUUCAAUGUUCUCAAGGCACAUUCAAUUCUCAACUCGCAGGACGGCUAUUGUCAAGCUCAAGCUCCCAUCGCAUCCAUUUUACUUAUGCACAUGCCGGCAGAAGACGCUUUCUGGUGCUUGGUCGCCAUCUGCGACAAAUAUCUCAAGGGAUACUACUCCCAUGAGAUGGAGCAGUUAAAAUUGGACGGAGAUAUUUUAUUCGGUCUCUUGAAACGUAUAGCUCCCCCUGUUUACAAGCACAUGAAAAAACAAAAGAUCGACCCCGUUCUCUACAUGACGGAAUGGUUUCUCUGCGCCUUCACACGAACGCUCCCAUGGUCCUCCGUGCUCCGCGUGUGGGAUUCGUUUUUAUGUGAAGGGGUCAAAGUAUUGUUUCGCGUUGGUCUUAUCCUUCUAAAAUAUACGCUGGGACGCCCCGGCAUUCUCAAACAGUGUCCCUCCAUGUACGAGACGUUGUCAAUGCUAAAGAAUCUACCAAAUUAUGUGACCCAUGAGCAGUUCCUCGUUGCACAGAUUCAACGAAUGGAUGUAUCUGACGACCAAAUGAGACGAGAACACUAUAAACAAAGCAAGAAGAGAAAGAAGGCCGCAGCGAAAUUGGAAGAAGCAAAGAGACAACAGGAAAGAAAUGCUGCAAAUUCUCGUCGUCCAGGCCAAAAUAAUCCUGGAGGAACAUACAGAAGCCACGAGACAUCAUUGUAGCUUAAUAGUGAUUAAACUAUGAUUUAAUACCAACCUGUAUUUAAACAAACAGCAAUUACUGGAAUAUUAUUAUCAAUUACGGCUUACGAUACCAAAUAAUGCUGAAUGAUGAAUCGACAAAACUCAAACUCCUGUUCUUUCGAUUUUUACUGGAAAAUUAAUUAAUUUAAGACAAGUAUAAUUUAUUACUAUUAGCGUUUGUAUGGGGUUUACUUAAAAUACUCCAAGAUUUUUGCACAUUUUCUCUAAACCUUGUUCCGAGCUGACUGGUGCUUUUUUGUGAAAAUGUACAAAAUAAUUGUAAAAGUAACUACAUAAAUUCUGCAAGUGUGCUUUUGCUACUAGGAAUAUUUAGGACUAAUUAAUGCCAGAAAAUGAAAAGAGACUGUACAAUACUAUUCCUAAAAUGUUCUAAAACUGUUUUUAUACUUUACUCUUUAAUAACUUGCGUCAAUGUUGUAGCUUAACUAUGGCGCAAGUUAUUUAAUGAUUCAAAUAGUAUUUAAACUCUGCUUAUUGUUAAUUCUUCCCAAACCUUAAAUAUCUUUAAUCAUUCUCUUUCAACAGAACAUUCCGACUCUUCAAAUUUUCUUCAAUCUUUUAACAUUAAAAAACUAACUAUUUAAUUACAAAAUCAAUGCAACAAUAUUUAACACAGCAUUUAAUUCAUUUCUAAAAUAUUUAUUGUUUUUAAUUAACUAUUAUUAUCUAAUAUAUGUAAACUUCAUUCCGACUGAUUACAUACUCUCGUUCAAUCCAUAUUUAAGCUUCUCAACUCUAUUUCUACGUAUGUACUUUCCAUACAAAAAUACCGUAAAAAUCGCAAACUUUGUAAAUACAGCCAGCAUUUUUUAACAAUUUAACAACUUUGAACCAAUAAAUUGUUAAAGUUAUUCCAGUUAAGGAUGACAUAAUGCUCAA
Molecule: messenger RNA, 3486 nt
Organism: Folsomia candida
Lineage: Eukaryota; Metazoa; Arthropoda; Collembola; Entomobryomorpha; Isotomidae
Gene: wkd
Product: TBC1 domain family member whacked
Exons: 10
Coding region: 559-2565 (668 amino acids)
Source: RefSeq, a predicted model, not a curated record